Messenger RNA from Oppia nitens, 2699 nucleotides. Its product is annotated as RNA-binding protein spenito-like. The record is from RefSeq and is a predicted model, not a curated record. Gene Ontology annotation, molecular function: RNA binding. The transcript is spliced from 2 exons. The coding region runs from base 119 to 2521 and encodes 800 amino acids. NCBI's taxonomy places the organism in Eukaryota, Metazoa, Arthropoda, Arachnida, Sarcoptiformes, Oppiidae.
GUGCCAUUGAGUGACAAAUUCAUAGACAAUAUGGCGAUUGAGUGACUAAUUGAGUGAAACAGUGAUUGAAUAUAAGUCAAGAAUACAAGACAAUUGUGACCAUAAGUGAGACCAACUGAUGCCCCGAUAUGAUGAUAGCCCUACCGGACACCGAUCCGGUCAACACUCACCACUAGAUCAUAGAAGACCAGAUCACAGAAGACUUAAGAGUCCAAUGAUGGCUGACACGAGACGACGACCACAACGUGACAGUCCUAUGAGCUCUUCAUCGAUGAGGACAAUGAAUCCACGAGACAAUUACGAUGAUUAUCGCAACCAUUCAUCGGCUAACAAUAGUGGUCAUCACAGAAACACUGAUGGUUCAGGUGGUGGCACUGGGAUGUCAAUGCCCUAUAAGAUAUUGUGUGUCUCAAACAUAAGUAACAAAUACAGCGAUAAUGAAGUGCGAAGUGAAUUGAAUCGUGAGUUUCAUCGAUUCGGUGAACCAAACAUAAAGUUGGUGUACGACGACAACACACGACUCGCAUACCUUUACUUUAGCAACUAUGAUGACGCCCGCGAUGCCAGACAUGCAAAGAGUCGACUCUUUUUGUUUGACAAACAGAUUAUCAUUGACCCCAUCUAUGACCGAACCAUUCAACUGCCCAGAAGACGAUCAGUUACUCCCGACUAUCAGAUGUCUGGUUCUCGUCGAACUAACGCUCGACCUUUGUCUCCACCAAUGCCAAGACGACCGCCGCCACCACCCGGAAGGAACAAUGACAUGAAAUAUAAUAUGCAGCAGCCUCAUCGAGAUAACCACCGGGAAAUGCAUCCUAUGCGUAAUGAUUACCAUCAUCCAGGAGGAGCUGGUGGUGGUGGAGGAGGAGGAGGAGGAGGCAGUGGUGGUGGUGGAGGAGGAGGCGGAAGUGGUAAUCGUCAGCAACACAGAGAUUCCAAGAAGGAGAAGUUCCCAAAUUAUUUAACUCAUGUUUCUCCAGAAGAUGACGAAAAGUCAACGCGUACUUUGUUUGUCGGUAAUCUUGAGGUAAACAUAAGUGAAUCGGAUUUGCGGCGUAUUUUUGAGCGCUAUGGCGACGUAGAGGACAUCGACAUUAAGAGACAUCCUCCCGGAGAGGGAAAUGCGUUUGCAUUCAUAAAGUUCCUGAACUUGGAUAUGGCUUAUCGGUCAAAGGUUGAGAUGUCCGGUCAGUAUAUCGGCAAAUUUCAAUGUAAAAUAGGUUACGGAAAAGCCACGCCUACUACACGUAUAUGGGUCGGAGGUCUGGGUCCGUGGACUUCGCCGAGUCAAUUGGCCACCGAGUUUGACAGGUUUGGUGUCAUCAGGAAAAUUGAUUUUGUUAGGGGAGAGAAUCAUGCGUACAUCCAAUACGACACCAUUGAUGCCGCACACUCUGCCUGUUCUAAGAUGAGAGGCUUUCCAUUGGGCGGACACGAUAAACGUCUUCGCGUGGAUUACGCUGAUCCCGGACCAUACUCUUUCAUUUCACCAUCACAUGGAACAGGUGUUAAUGCAGGCGCUGGAGACCAAUAUGCGACACCAACUGGUCCUCGCAAAGAGGAUAAUGGAGAUGAUUGGGCGCAUACAGCUAAGUAUGGGCAGAAUGCUGGCGAUUAUAAUGAGUCCUUUGAAAGAAAUACACCACAAAAUAGAAACCGAGAAUUUAAUGAAGAGAUAAAAAGAGAACGUGAAGUGAUAUCAACAGCAAAUAAUAAUAAUAAUUAUGACCAGUGGUGGGGUGACAGUACUACUGCUGGACAAUACUCUCCUAAUGCUGAAAGACGUCGACGCCGUACUCCAGAGGACGCAGAACCGACACUUAAAAGACAACGUCGUAAUACAGAUUCGCCCACACCUGGAGACGACAGGUCAUUAUCUCCGCGCAGACAUUCUUUGUUAUCUCCAAAUUAUGAAACCAAUGGAAAGGAUGAUAAUGGCGUUGGUCUUAAAGUGACUGUCAGUGACAGUGUGUUGACAAUUCAAGAGUUGGCAAAAUGUUGUCCACCCGCUUGGAAUGGCGGACUCAUUCUUAAAAGCAGUUCAUUUCCAUCUCGUAUGUUGUAUUGUGCAGGAGAUUCACAGCUCGUGGAUCUACUUAUGAAAGACAACUCAAAUCCUGAACAACCAGUGCUUAGAAUUACACAACGUUUAAGACUUGAAAGAGGAAAGUUGGAUGAUGUGAGUCGUCGUAUGUCUUUAGCUGGCUCUUCAGGUUAUUGCCUGCUUCUUACAACAGGAGGUGCUGCACAAAGUCAACCAACAGGACAACUGUCUGAAGAUGGAAGUGCUAUUCAGUUGAGACCACUUAAGAAUUUGGUAACAUAUUUGAAGCAAAAAGAUGCCGCCGGUGUUAUAACAUUGACCAGUGCUAAGGAUGUCGACAUAAAGGGAGUGUUGUAUUUGUUUCCUCCCUGUGCUUAUGCUAUUGAUCAGCUAAAGAAAGUGGCGCCUAAUUUGUCUAUUGAGACUAAUCUUAAAGAAGACUAUCUGGUGGUGGUUGUGGUUCGCGGUACCAAUUGAUGUGACUAUUUGUGAUCCACACGUUUAUUAUUUGAAUAUUUGUGUUAAUUUAAAAUAUAUUUAGUGAAAAUGUCUCUCUUGUGCUCUUUUGAACAAAUAUUGUCUUCAAAUUAGUUAUUUGCUAAUUAUUAUCAUUAUUAUUAUAAUACUAUUAUAAUUACUAUUAUCGUAUUAUUGA